Molecule: messenger RNA, 3545 nt
Organism: Trichosurus vulpecula (common brushtail)
Lineage: Eukaryota; Metazoa; Chordata; Mammalia; Diprotodontia; Phalangeridae
Gene: PTPRA
Product: protein tyrosine phosphatase receptor type A
Exons: 24
Coding region: 499-2988 (829 amino acids)
Biological process (GO): protein dephosphorylation
Molecular function (GO): protein tyrosine phosphatase activity
Source: RefSeq, a predicted model, not a curated record
CCUGGCUGCGAGCGGCGCUGACUGACAGCCCAGUGCCCGGAGCAGGGAGCCCGAGUCGUGGCCGUGGCCGCCGCCUGCUGUCCCUUCUCUCCCUCUGACCCCCGGUCCCGGCCCCUUCCUCGGUCCCUUCCUGUCAGGGCCAUGGCUGCGAGGCCGCUUCGGCGGGGCCGGGUGCCGCGGGUGGGGCGGCGGCACUGAGUGGCGGCCGGGCGGGCGGAGGGGAGGAAAGCCACCCCCGGGAGCCCCGCCGAGCCCCGCCGCCUCCCUCCGGGCCGGACCGGAGCAGGAGCCGGAGCAGGAGUGGCCGUCCCCGCCGUCCGACCCGAAUUACAGAAUCUCAGAAGUUGAAGAGACAUCAGAGGAUAUCUAGGCCAACUCCUACCUGAGCAAGAAUCCAUCCUGUUGUAGACCUGAGAAAUAAUUAUCCAGAUUUUGCUUGAAGAAGUCCAUCAAGAGGGAACCCACUACCUUCCCAGGUGGUGUGGCUAGAAAACCUUUAUGGAAGCCCAAUGGGUAGUAAUGGAAGAUGCUGUUCCAAUAAAUAAGAUCAACAUGGAUUCCUGGUUCUUUCUAAUUUUGCUCAGCAGUGGCCUGACAUGCCUCAGUGCCAGCAAUGCCACAACAGUGUUUGCAGUGUCACCUUCAGUAGGAGUUACCUCAUCCACAAGAUCAGUUAAAGCAUCAACCACAGAGCCUAAUAAAGGGGAAACCAUGAGCUCCAAGGAUCUCAGUCCAAACUCUUCACUGACUUCUCUUUCUACAACACCAACACUCAGUCCACCUGUAAUCCUGGAACCUACUUAUAUAACAACUGUCAACUCAUCAAGCUCUAUUAUCAAUGUGACUACAAGGACAGAGGUGGCAGAGUCUAAUGUGACCUCACCUUCUCCAAAUGCUACUUGGCUUCCUGAUCCUGGGUUUACAGAUGCCAAGACAGAAGCCUGGGACCACAAUUUUAGCACUGCAGUAACAACACCAGACACCUUCACCCCUUCAGGUAAUUCUGACUCGGAGAGAAGAGAUGAGACACCUAUCAUUGCAGUGAUGGUGGCCCUGUCCUCUCUUCUAGUGAUAGUGUUUAUUAUCAUUGUUCUGUACAUGUUAAGGUUCAAGAAGUACAAGCAGGCUGGGAGCCAUUCCAAUUCCUUUCGCUUGUCCAAUGGACGCACUGAUGACAUGGAACCUCAAAGCAUGCCACUUCUGGCCAGGUCUCCAAGCACCAAUAGGAAGUAUCCCCCGCUGCCAGUGGACAAGCUGGAAGAGGAGAUUAACCGACGCAUGGCUGAUGAUAAUAAGCUCUUCCGAGAAGAAUUCAAUGCUCUCCCAGCCUGUCCUAUCCAGGCCACCUGUGAAGCUGCUUCCAAGGAAGAAAACAAGGAGAAAAACAGAUAUGUGAACAUCUUGCCUUAUGACCAUUCCAGGGUACACCUGACACCGGUUGAAGGGGUUCCAGAUUCCGACUACAUCAAUGCCUCAUUCAUUAAUGGCUACCAAGAGAAGAACAAGUUUAUUGCUGCACAAGGACCAAAAGAAGAAACAGUGAAUGAUUUCUGGAGGAUGAUCUGGGAACAAAAUACAGCCACUAUUGUCAUGGUGACCAACUUGAAGGAGAGGAAGGAGUGUAAAUGUGCCCAGUACUGGCCGGACCAGGGCUGCUGGACAUAUGGGAAUAUCCGGGUGUCUGUGGAAGAUGUGACUGUUUUGGUGGAUUACACAGUCCGGAAAUUCUGCAUUCAGCAGGUUGGAGAUGUGACCAACAAAAAGCCCCAGCGCCUUGUCACUCAGUUCCACUUCACUAGUUGGCCAGACUUUGGAGUACCGUUCACCCCCAUUGGAAUGCUCAAGUUCCUGAAGAAGGUGAAGACAUGUAAUCCUCAAUAUUCAGGAGCUAUUGUGGUGCACUGCAGCGCGGGCGUGGGGCGCACAGGCACCUUUGUCGUCAUCGAUGCCAUGCUGGACAUGAUGCAUGCUGAGAGGAAGGUGGAUGUCUAUGGCUUCGUGAGCCGGAUCCGUGCCCAGCGCUGCCAGAUGGUGCAAACCGAUAUGCAAUACGUCUUCAUUUAUCAAGCAUUGCUAGAACACUAUCUCUAUGGAGACACGGAGCUGGAAGUGACGUCUCUGGAAACCCACCUGCAGAAAAUCUACAACAGAAUCCCAGGAAGCAGCAGCAAUGGACUGGAGGAGGAAUUUAAAAAGUUAACAUCAAUCAAAAUCCAGAAUGACAAGAUGAGGACAGGAAACCUGCCUGCCAACAUGAAGAAGAACCGAGUCCUGCAGAUCAUUCCAUAUGAAUUCAACAGAGUCAUCAUCCCUGUCAAGAGGGGCGAGGAGAACACUGACUAUGUGAAUGCUUCCUUCAUUGAUGGCUACAGACAAAAGGACUCUUACAUCGCCAGCCAAGGUCCUCUCAUGCACACCAUUGAAGAUUUCUGGCGCAUGAUCUGGGAGUGGAAAUCGUGUUCUAUUGUAAUGCUGACUGAGCUGGAGGAGAGAGGUCAGGAGAAGUGUGCCCAGUACUGGCCAUCCGACGGCUCCGUGUCCUAUGGGGACAUCACCGUGGAGCUCAAAAAGGAAGAGGAGUGUGAGAGCUACACCGUCCGAGACCUGCUUGUGGCCAACACGAGGGAAAACAAGACCCGGCAGAUUCGACAGUUCCACUUCCACGGCUGGCCCGAGGUGGGGAUCCCCAGUGACGGCAAGGGCAUGAUCAACAUCAUCGCGGCUGUGCAGAAGCAGCAGCAACAGUCGGGGAACCACCCAAUCACAGUCCACUGCAGCGCCGGUGCAGGAAGAACAGGCACGUUCUGUGCUCUGAGCACAGUCCUGGAGAGGGUGAAAGCCGAGGGCAUCUUGGACGUCUUCCAGACAGUGAAGAGCCUAAGGUUACAGAGGCCACACAUGGUCCAGACACUGGAACAGUACGAGUUCUGCUACAAGGUGGUGCAGGAGUACAUCGACGCCUUCUCAGAUUAUGCCAACUUCAAAUGAGAGACGCCGAGGGCCUGUGCACAGAAGAGUUGCCUUCUUUACUAUUUUGUACCAUUCUGUUUGUUAAUACGCCCAGCUCUGUGUAUAUAUCUUACCUGUUUGAGAGGUUGGUACAUAGGCUUCCCAUUAGCUGGAGAUUUUAUAUGUAGCUGUGUUAGCGCUGAUAGUCUUUUUUCCAAUGUUUGAUUGGGGAAUUAAAUAGCGUGCUGUUUGGAUUCAUAUCGGGACACCCUUUGCUGGAGAGUGGGCCCAGCUGGUGUUUGUUUUGUAAAUCUUUUCCUGAGGAAGAAAAGCCUUUUUAACAAUACUCAUUCCAAGCAAAUCCAUACAAGAUGAAGCACAAAAUUCUUAUUUCACAUGGAAAAUGGUUGCACAUUUUCCCCUCCAAGGCCCCUCCCACACAUCCUGACUCACCCUUGCCAUUGUAAAUACCCCCCUUUUGUACCAGAGAAAACUCUCCCCUGGGGAAUGAAGGGACCAGGACUGCAGCCCAAGGGUCCUUGCUGCCGUCCCACCAGGGCCCAUUAGGUAAUAAAAAGGCUUUGUCUUCCUGCAGA